Messenger RNA from Pocillopora meandrina, 581 nucleotides. Lineage: Eukaryota; Metazoa; Cnidaria; Anthozoa; Scleractinia; Pocilloporidae. The record is from the annotation of a GenBank genome assembly.
GAACUCCAUAUACCAUGCCAUGAAUUUAUCCGUCGUGACAGAAAUAGACAUGGUGGAGGGGUAGGUUUUUACAUUAAGUCUUCUAAUUCUUAUAUAGUGCACUCCGGUCUAAACGUGAUUAAUCUUGAAAAUUUAACUAUAAGAAAUUCGUACACCAAACUCUAAGCCAUUUCUAGUAGCGACAUGAUACGGACCUCCCUGUUCUCCAACCGAUUCAGUUAUUUUCGAGUAACGAGUCAUUUAUAGGCAAAUUAGAUUCUCUCGACCUAGAGUACCAUUUGUUAGGUGGCUUAAAUUGUAAUUUGGUCUCUCCAACACCUGAUGCAAGCACUCAUCGUUUACUCGAGAUUUCGGAUUUAUAUGGCCUCAAACAACUGAUAAAUGAACCGACGCGUGUUACAGAAUCCUCAUCUACACUAAUUGAUUUGAUCUAUACAAAUUAUGCAGACAGGGCAUGCUUUUCUGGUGUCUCCCAUAUUGCCAUCAGCGAUCAUAGCCUUGUCUAUGUUUACCGGAAAAUAUCUUCUGAUUUGCCAUCUAAGGGACACUCUUCCAUAUCUUACAGAAACUUUCGAAAUUUG